Molecule: messenger RNA, 1708 nt
Organism: Vanessa atalanta (red admiral)
Lineage: Eukaryota; Metazoa; Arthropoda; Insecta; Lepidoptera; Nymphalidae
Gene: Alg11
Product: GDP-Man:Man(3)GlcNAc(2)-PP-Dol alpha-1,2-mannosyltransferase
Exons: 9
Coding region: 167-1627 (486 amino acids)
Biological process (GO): protein N-linked glycosylation
Cellular component (GO): endoplasmic reticulum membrane
Molecular function (GO): GDP-Man:Man(3)GlcNAc(2)-PP-Dol alpha-1,2-mannosyltransferase activity
Source: RefSeq, a predicted model, not a curated record
CGUCAUACACGUUAAAGGUUAUAUUUAUUUGGUUAAUAAAUUUAAUAUGGAAUACAAAAACUAAUGAUGUAAUAAGUAAACAAUGAAUUAUUGAAUUUUCCCAAGAUCCUCACUAUUUAUUUUAACCCUUGACUACUUAGGUUAUAGUGUUUACAAUAUUUUCAUCAUGAUAUUUGAACUUUUCACAUUGGUUAUAUUCCUGCCAAUGCUAUUGGUUGGAGUCUUUCUGUUCGGUGCAUUUGUGAUUGUACCAUGUGCAUUUAUAUUCGCCUCAUGGUACAUGAGGAUAAAGGAAAGAAAGCUUCAAAGAAGGAAACGGGAUGGACCCAAUAUAGCAUUCUUCCAUCCCUAUUGUAACGGCGGAGGUGGUGGUGAGAGGGUGCUCUGGGUUGCCAUUAGGGCAAUUUUAUCUAGGUAUCCAGACUCCCACAUACACAUUUACACAGUGGAAACUGCGGAAGCUACAGCCAUAAUCAACAAGGCACAAAACCAGUUCAAUGUUAAAGUGGAACCGGAGAGACUAAACUUCAUCAGACUGAGCAUGGGAAAGGCAAUAGAGCCAGAGAGAUAUCCAUACUUUACGUUAUUGCUGCAGAGUCUCGGCACUAUGGUACUUGGGAUGGAAGCAUUUAUGAAAUUAAAUCCAGAUAUUUACAUUGACACAAUGGGCUGUGCGUUCACCUACCCGAUAUUCCGCUACCUGGCCCAAUGCCCCGUGGGUUGCUACACCCACUACCCCAUCAUCACGUCGACAAUGAUGAGACGCGUCAAGCACCGUCUCACGAGCUACAACAACAGCAGCGUCAUCGCUCGCAAUCCUCUCCUGACUUGGUGCAAGUUGUUCUAUUACAAACUGUUUGGUUGGCUGUACGGUGUGAUGGGUCGCUGCGCAGACAUAGUGAUGGUCAACGGCACGUGGACGGAAGAUCACAUCAAUGAACUUUGGAAUAUACCUCUCAACACCCACCGGGUGUACCCGCCGUGUGAGGUCACCGAACUGAAGAAAUUGCGAUCUUUGGUAAAGGACUCGGACCCCAUACGAAUCAUAUCGGUGGCGCAGUUCCGACCGGAGAAGGAUCACCCGCUGAUGCUGCAGGCGAUGUACGAACUGAGAAACUUGCUCAUUAAGAACGAGAUACUGUGGAACAAGGUGAAGCUGGUGCUGGUGGGCUCGUGCCGCCACCCCGCGGACGAGGAGCGCGUGCGGCACCUGCGCGACCUGGCCAAGCACCUCGCGCUGGACGACAGCGUGGCCUUCCUCGUCAACGCGCCCUACGCGCAGCUGCUGCAGCUCUACCAGACCAGCCAGCUGGCGCUGCACGCCAUGUGGAACGAGCACUUCGGCAUCGGCGUGGUGGAAUGCAUGGCGGCCGGCCUGAUCACCAUCGCUCACCGGUCCGGCGGGCCGCUGGCCGACAUCAUUGAGACCUCGGAGGGUUCCAGAACCGGUUUCCUGGCGUCCGAGCCGGAUGAGUACGCUCGCGCGAUCUUGGAAGUUAUCGCAAUGCCCACGGACGAAAAGAAAAAGAUCAUAGAAGCGGCGAGAGCUUCCGUGGAUCGUUUUUCUGAGAAAGAGUUUGAAAAAGCAUUCCUAAGAGCAACGGAGCCUUUAGUAAGAUUAGACUAAACAUAGACAACAAUAGCAUUGAUUACACUUUCCAUUAGUUUUAAGCUUAAGUAUGUAACAAAAUAAAUUUUACCAAAGUUU